Corticium candelabrum is the source of this 16280-nucleotide messenger RNA. RefSeq names its product fibrocystin-L-like. The record is from RefSeq and is a predicted model, not a curated record. Bases 260 to 16075 code for a protein of 5271 amino acids. The transcript is spliced from 52 exons. Gene Ontology annotation, molecular function: electron transfer activity. NCBI's taxonomy places the organism in Eukaryota, Metazoa, Porifera, Homoscleromorpha, Homosclerophorida, Plakinidae.
UCGAUGUGUUUCAAUAAUGAUGACAUGUACGCAAUUUCAUCAGUACUACACCGCACAGGCGUGGUCUAUCGGACUUCUCUGGUUUCCGCGGUUUCUAUAGAUUUGCUUGUUCGGUAUCUGUAAACAUACUCAGUGAGGUCUGUGAGCUGACACUGUGCAGCGUUUCUAAUUUGGAAGCCAGCGAGUUCUAGUUUCAGUACAAAGACGAGAACUUGGCGUGAACUUCGAGGAGCUACAGCGCAGGACCGACAAGCAAACGAUGGUGUCUGUCCUCUGGACUGGUGUUGUGAUUUUGCUGACAUGUCACUGCUCGUCAAGUGUUUAUAUCCAUAACAUUUCUCCAAGAUCAGGAAGCUUAGCAGGAGGAGCCAGAGUUACAAUUGAUGGUAGUGGCUUUAGUCCGGAUCAAUAUGAAGGAGCCAAUCAUGUGUUUUUUGGUGGAAUUCCUUGUGACGUGGAUUGGUUUAAUAGUGCCAAUGAGAAGCGUUUAGUUUGCUGGACUAGGCCAUGGCCUAAAGCAAGGGAAGAACAAAGUUCAUCGUAUUUGCAGACUGACAUUGUUGUUGGACGGCUAUCUGUAACAGAGACCAGUCGGUGGUCGCGUCAACAUCGAUACUACUGGUGGUCUACUCCAAGGAUGGAAAGUGUAGCUCCUAGAUCAUCGAUACCAGGAACUGUACUUGUGAUGAAAGGAUGGUUUGUUACAAGUAAUAUCCAUAAUGUUCAAAGAGUGAUGGUAGGCCAUGCAGUAUGUGAGUUGUACAAACCUGACAGCUCAGAGCUUUAUAGAACGAAUGGGUGGCACAGGUAUGAGAUAUACUGCUUACCAUCUUUAGUGACACCAGGGUUCUAUAAUGCAACAGUUCACGCACCAGCGUAUGGAUGGUCUUGGAAUCAUUCAAAGUCGUUGCAACCAGGACCAGAUGGGCACUUGUACAUGUUUGAGCUUCAUCCAGAUAUAACAAGUGUUUAUCCUUCUAUCGGUUCAAGUGAUGGUGGCACUUUGCUUCGAAUCAGAGGGUCUGGCUUUGGUAAUCAGAUAAACAGAGUGUCUGUCGAUGUAGAUGGCAUACCUUGCAAUGUUAAAUCAAUUUCAAACAAUUUAUUGACUUGCUUGACUGGUCGUCCACCAUCAAACUCUCAAGCUAUCUUUAAGGCUAAUCGAACAUCGAUUCCUUACUUUGAAGGAGUUCGUGGUGCUACGAUGACAGUGUGGAAUGGUAUCAGUGGUACAUAUGUUUCUGAUUUGCAAAAUUCACUAAAAUAUCCAAACUAUCCUGAUGUUUAUCACAACGUUGAUCAAUUCUCGAGUCCAUAUCACUAUGGAUCGAGAUAUGGCCUGGAGUUGGAAGCAUUUUUCACCUCUCAUUAUGACAGCUGGCAUACGUUCUACUUUGCAAGUGAUGAUGCUGGUGAAUUGUGGAUGUCUAAUUCUACAAAUACUUCUGAAAUUUGGAAAAUUGCUUCAAUUAAUAGACACAGCUGGGUGAGUUAUUACAAGUUAGUCGCCAGUCAAAUUUCAAAACCAGUUUACUUGAGGAAGGGACAAAAGUGUUACCUGAAAGCUUUGGCAAAGGAGCAUGGUGGUGCUGAUUUUGCGAUGGCUGCUGUUUUAGUUCACAACCCUCAUUAUCUAUAUACUAGUCUUGAGACAAAGUCUGCUGUUGCUGAACGUCAGGAAGUCCGCAUAACUGCUUUAUCUGAUCCUGAGAUUCACUCAAUAGUAGUGAAUUAUCCAUCAUCUGCCGCCCAUCUAACUUCAGCAUUUCACUUGGAAUGGGGUAGUCGGAGUAGCUCUUCGCUUAGUGUUGAAGCAACUGAUGAGGAAGUGCAAGAUGCUGUUCUCGGUCUUUUUGGAGGCAAAUGCAUAGACAACAGCAACAAAUUCAUUGAUUUGUAUGAUAUUGAUACAUUUGACGAAGAAGGCAGUGAUGUUUGGAGUCAAUUAGACUCGAGACCAAAGGCUACAAUCACUUUUGAUGAUGCAUAUUGCGGACGCCAAUCUCUACAAGUUGUGUCAGGAUAUUCACUGAAUUUUGAUAGGGACAUAGGACUCGAAACUCGUCAGGAAGAGACUGGAUACUCUACUGUUGACUACCCCUAUAUUUGUAUGGCUUAUCGAAUUCCUACUGGAACACAUUCAGUGCUUGUUGUGAAUGUUGACGGUAGGGGUUGGUAUUCCAUUCCUUUGACUGAAAUUGAUACUGUUCCAAAGGGUACACGUUUGCCUAACUGGCAGGAUGAGAAUGGUGAACCUGUGAAAGAUGACAAUCAUUGGCACUACUCGUGCUUCGAUCUCGGAAUUGCGCUUGCAACUGAACUGGGGGAAGGACAACAGUACUUUGUUGUGGGGAUUGGUUUUGCAUCACCAGAACCUGACUACCGAACUGGGCCAUUCUACAUUGAUGAGUUUUCAGUUGCUUCCGAAGUGAGACACCUUGUUCAAACUGAAAAGCCAGCGAGGCCAAAUGGAUUAGUGUUACACAGUGUGACAGUGUCCAGUAUAAGGCGAAAUAUCUCAGAAAAUGUGCGAUCCGUUGAAUUUGAUUUGCAGUACCAGGCAACAACAUGCUUUGAUGAGUUCAGUGUCAUUGCUGUCAACGUGUCUUCUGAAGCAGCUUCAAAAGGCGUUAAUGUUUCGACAAGUGUAAUGCAAUCUGCUAGUGAUGCUAUUGAGGGAACUUUUCGACUUGCUGUAUUUGGCAGUUGGACACCAAACAUUACUCAUGAUGCCACUGUCGAUGAGUUUAAGACUGCCUUGGAGUCAAUCCCUGGUCUAGGUGAGGUAGCUGUGUCUGUGUCAGCGCAUGAUUCAGAAAGAGGGUGUACAGGCCAUAAGUGGCAAUUUACUCUCACUGAUGUUGCCAAUGAUGUGCCGUUGGUCCACGUCAGUGAUCAGCUUCAAGGUCAUGAUGUGACAAUAAGCACUACUGAGAUUGAGAAUGGGGGUAUCUUGUUUGAUCCAAUACCAGGAUAUAUGCUGCAGACUGUUGAAAGGACGCCUCAUGUGCAUGUAACUGUGAAUGGUAUUCGAGCAAGCUGUCAAGGUUCUGGUGAGAAAUUUCAUGCUACUCGAUACUCACAAGACACUAGCUGUCAGUUUAUUUAUUCCCAUGAUGCUAAACCUGUUGUGUCAUCAUUAAGUCCUACUUCUGGAGUAGCUGGAGAUACAGUUCUCAUAUAUGGGUCAGGAUUUGACCUAAAGAUUGAGGAGUAUGACAUUCGUUUUGGUGAUGUUGCGUGUAAUGUUACAUAUGCCAAUGAGACGGAAGUGCACUGCAUUGUCGGACAAAGUCAUGCUGGAAAGCAUCUCUUACAUUUUCAAGUUUUCUCAUCUGGAAAAGCCAGCACUUCUUUGUUUUUUAUGUAUGAGCUGAACUUUGUGUUGGAGAGUCCAACUGAAGGCGGUCUUAAGGGAGGUUUAAUUGCAACGCUUAUAGGGCAUGGUUUUGUUGAUUUCGAUCAAAAUGGAAACAUGACAAAUCAGACUGUACUGUUUGGAUCUACUCCUUGUGAUGUCAUUACAUCUGGCUUCUCCAUUUUGCAAUGCCUUAUACCAGCAAAUGAUGUUUCUGCUGUGGUUAAUGUUACUGUUCUUGUGUACUCUGAUGGUGAUGUUGUAGCUGUGACUGUAAAAGAUGGGUUCACAUAUUCUAAUGCAAGUACGCCUCAUGUGUAUCUGAUUCAGCCAAAUAUGGGAAGUGCUGGUGGUGGAACUGUUGUGACUCUAAGUGGUAGUGGUUUUUCAAUAAAUACUCAAGGCAACUCUGUCAAGAUUGGGGAAGCUGUCUGUUCAGUUACCUCUGCAUCAAAUGACAGUGUGACUUGUGUGACCAGCAGCAUGCAACCUGGUACUUAUGAUGUCGUAGUCCUUGUUGCUGGAAGUGGCACAGCAAGUGGAUCAGUUGCAUUCACAUAUGAACUCAUAGUUGAAGAUGUGUCAUAUUUUGCUGGAUCUCUGCUGGGUGGUCAAAGAAUUAUGUUGUAUGGUGCUGGGUUUAGUGACACUGCAAGUGUUCUCCUUGGUGAUAUAAAGUGUGAAGUAGAGACGGCAACUAGUAACUCCAUUCAAUGUGUGACUCAGUCAUCAACAAAGACUCAUUAUGUUGACAACUUUGGCUAUCAUUCGGAAUACGGUGUUGGUUAUCAGUGGAGACCAGAAAAUGUCACUAUUCAAGUUGGAGAUACUGUAGAGUGGGAGUGGACUGGAAGUGCAUUUACAACUCUAAGAAGUGUUGUUCAGGUUGCAGAUCAAAAUGCUACACAGUAUGAUGGUGUUGGGUUCCGUUCAACAGCAAGUACUAGUGGCAGAUUUCGCCAUACAUUCGAUCAACCUGGAAUUUACCAUUAUGUGUCAGAGGGACACGGAGAGCUGGGUUUCAGAGGUUCUGUCACUGUAACUGGUUUGAAGACAAAAGUGGUACCCAUUGAAGUCAGUGUUAAUGGUAUUUCUGCUGAUCAUGGUCGCAAUCUUUUGGAGGGAUCAUUUAGUGCCAUCUCUACGUCUUGUGAUGUACUUGACAUGCCAGACAAUGUUUCACAUGUUGCAUACUAUGCUUUCUCAGUGUGUGUUACACCCUUAAUUACGGAAAUUGAUCCUCCUGUUGUCUAUUUGGGAGAAGAGCUCAUUGUACGAGGUACUGCAUUUGCCAAGGAGCCAUAUGCUAAGUCUCUCAAUACUCUAACUAUUGGUGGAAAGUCAUGCUUAACUUCUCCUGAUAGCCGCCUUUCACCAGAGGUCUCAGUAAAUGCAACCACUUUUAAUGACUCUGAGAUUGGUAGGCAGGAAGAAAUAAGGUGUGCUGUGCCAAAGCUACCACCAGGAUUAUACAGAGCAGUUGUUCAUGUUGCUGGUCGUGGAUGGGCAUUUGGUUAUUUGCAAAUGUCAACUGUAGCAUAUCAGGCUAUUUUCAGUUUCAAUUAUUCUUCUGGUUCAGUUCAUGGUGGAACUAAGUUGAGCAUUCCAGGAGUAGGUUUCCAUCCUCGAUCAGCUUUGAGCAACAGAGUGACAAUUGGAACUGCUGUUUGUGACGUGCAGUCUCUGGUAGAUUCAGAUGAAUUUGGCAAAGGUGGCAGUCUGACUUGCAUUACAAGAAAAACCCUUGAUGAUGGCUACUCCGCUGUUGUGAAGGAAGAUGAACCGUUGGCUUACUGGCAGCUGAAUGACAAAGGAGUCAACAACGCAUACUUCAUAGCUAAUAACUCGGGACUACUUGGUUCAGUUGCAGAUGCGCAUGCAGUUGAUUGGGUUCAAAUGGGUGUUCAUGGCAUCAGUCGUAACAACUGGACAAACAGUGCCGUUCGUUUCGAUACAGUGUGGUUGACAGUUCCUUAUUUGUCUAAACUAAAUAGUCCAUCUAAUCUCAGUGGAGAGCUGUGGCUGAAAGUUGAGAAUGCAAAAAGUGCAUAUCAAUUUGUAAUGGGAUCUUAUGUUAGCGGCAGACUAUCUGAGGGAUACUUGAUUUGGAUUAAUCCAUGUGAGGAAGUAGAAUUCUGGUUAGCAGUCAAUGUAGAAGCAAACCUGACUGAUUCACAUUGUGGCUAUUAUGAUGAACAUAAUACUGCAGAAUCAUCCAGUGGAAGCAAUUCUGUUGGAGUUGGCACUAAUCUCAACUCAUGUGAACAGUGUAAGGGUAUGAGGACAGUUUCGUGGCAAGAGGCCGAACAAACUGGCUUACCAGCUGGAGUGUGGUCUGUUGUUACUGGCUCAGUAGUUGGAAAUUCUUGGUCACAUAUUGUAUUCAGCUGGACUUUGAAUGAUUUGAAUGUUGACCCAGAAUAUGGACAACAACUGUUGUACAUGGAAGGACAACUUGUUCACAAUAGAACUACAAGUUUCUCUCAUAAUACAGGCAGUGAUUUACAGAUUGGGGGUCAACGAAUGCGAACAUAUAACACAACUUUGAAACAUUUUGUUGGUGUAAUAGAUGAGGUAGCUUUGUACAAGCAACCUCUUAACGCUGAUGCAGUUGCCAGGCAUUAUUAUUUUGGAACAACUGAUGUGCAACCAGUGAUAAUACAGUAUGACACGGAAGACCACAGAGGAAUAGGCACUGUUCCUAAUGUCAAAUAUCCGCUACCAGUGAAAGAGUAUACUGACAAGGUUGUCAAUUGGACAUCAGUUGGAGCAGAUGCUUAUAUUGAGCCAUCUGAGCGGUUACAGUUCUAUUGGACAGGGUUUCAUAGUCUGGUUCAGGUUGGCAAGAAUGAGUUUGAGUCAUGUCGUCCUAAUCAAGAGAAGCGGAUAAUUUGGGGACUGCCUCAGUCAGAUGGUAAGGCAACAGUUGUAGACUUGGAAUCUGGUCGGAAGCAUUACUUCAUCAGUGAUGUCAAUGGAGACUGUGAAACAGGCCACAAACUUCAGAUUUUCGUUGGAAGUGAAAGAGUUAUUGAUUGGGGCCUUGGCCAUAUUUACGAGGCUAUUACUAUUUCACAAGGCACUGGUCUUCGAUUUCAGUGGUUUGAUGGUCCAAGUGUUUACCACGAUGUAGUAGAAGUAGCCAGUAAAGAAGAUCUAGAAGAGUGCGCUGUAGGAUCUGUGGCAGAAGUGAAAGGAAGUGUUAUAGCUCGAUACUCACAACCAGCUACCAGUGGGAGUGUUGUUCUGCCAACAUUGACUAUUGGCACGCACUACUUUGCCUGUGCUGUGUCUGGACAUUGUGGUGCUGGCAUGCACAUUGCUGUAACUGUCACAGGAGAUGGUGAAAUAGCUGAAGAUAAUUCAGGAACUGACCUCCAUCAAACGGUUCAUGUUCACUGGAGACUGCAAUCAUAUUCAGACAUUGUUGUGACAGUUGGAGACACAGUUGUGUUUGACUGGGAUGAAUUCCACUCUCUUAGCCAGGUGAGUAAGACUGCAUAUGAUCAGUGUGACAUAGCAUCUCCUCCACUCAAAGAAUGGGCUCGAUCUUCUGUUACUGGGACAGUUGCUGUGAGCAGACUUGCUCCGGGUACUUACUACUUCAUUUGUGCUGUUGGUGGUCAUUGUGGAGCAGGGAUGAAGGUUACUGUCAUUGUAAAAGCAAAGUCAGAUGGUCCUUUGCUGGAGAAGCCUCUUACUGCCAGCUGUGUGAUAGGAUAUUGUUCUUACGGCUACCAUGAAGAUGACACCCCAGUGCUCCUCAGCAUUGAGCCAAAUCAUGGAGUACCUGGGACUGUAGUGACAAUAGUUGGAGAGCGGCUGGUAAAGGAGGACUUUGAGCACAAUGGUAGUUUGUCUUCUUUUUUGGAAAUACGUGUUGGUCUCAGCCUAUGUAAAGAUGCUGUACUUCUUUCUUCUUCUGAUAACCAUACUGUGUCAUGUGUUGUCACAGCUAAUCAACCAGCUGGUAAUAAAGUUGUCAGCGUGUUGGUGUAUGAUUCAGGUUUUGGAACAUCAGACAAAAAUGUGUUCAAAUUGUCAAAUCCUCUGAUUUUCAUGGUUGAUUCAACAAUUGAAAUAGUGUCACCAGCUCAAGGAAGUAUAGCUGGUGGAACUGACCUCACAAUAACUGGAUCUGGCUUUUCAUUUGUGGAUACAGCCAUUACAGUCAUGAUUGGUGAUUUGGAGUGUCAUGUGAUGGAAUCUUCGUUCAAUGAUAUUAAGUGUGUGACAUCAUCUGCUGAGAACUCUGUUGGAGUACAUGAUUCUAUACUUCCAAUAUUUGUGUCUAUUGAUUCAAUUGACGCAAAAUCUUCUGCAAACUUUACAUAUAGCACAAAUUCAACCCCCUUUAUAUUCAACGUGUCCAACUCUGUUUUGGUAUCGGGCAAUGAAAUUACAAUAUCUGGUCAGUUUUAUUCUAUGGAUAAUGAGAAGAUAGAGAUCUAUGUGGUUAGGAAAGGAUCUGGAAUUCAAUCAAAACGAUCAAUUUCUUCUUUGCCAAACACUCGGCAGGAAUGUAAAGUGACGGCAGUAAGUGUGACAGCAAUUAGUUGUAUGGUUGGCCCUCGAGUGGGAGGUGAUCAUUAUAUAGUUGUUGCUAGAGACACCGCCAAAGGCUAUGCUUUAGCCAGCCCUGCAUCUGCAGCUGACGUGGCUUACCAAUUACAAGUUGAUUAUGUUUCUCCUUCUGCUUUUGGUCUUGGUGGUGGAGUUGAAAUGAUUAUACUCGGAACAGGCUUUUUGUCAGCCACAGUAGAUGGGCAAGAGUCUUAUUUCAGAUUUAGUCGCAAUUCAUCAUAUGUUGACACCCAAAAAGAGGCUGUUUCGUUUGGCCAGUCACUGGUUUCUAGCAAUUUGCAUGGCAAGUUGGUGUCCCAUUAUGGUAUUGAUUAUGGUGUCACCUAUAGCAUCAGUGUUUGUGGUAAAACAUGCUAUAUCCAACAGUCAACAUACAACAAGACUAUUUGCAUUGUCCCACCAGUUGAAUUCAAUGAAAACAUUACUGCAGCUGAUUUGACUGAUUUUGAUCAAAGUUGUGGCAUUGAAGCUGUUAUCAGUGGUUCUUCUGGAUCCGCAAGAUAUCUGUUUGGAUCCAAUGUUACAUAUUCAAGCAGUAUAACUGCAACUAUUGAAAGUGUGUCUCCACGAAUAGGUGGAACAGCUGGAGGAACUGUUUUGACUAUUAUAGGAUCAGGAUUCAAUUCAACUAUCAAAGGAGAACAGGUUGAUGUUGCAAUUAAUGGUGUUGAAUGUAGUGUGCAAACAUCUAGUGACUCACAAAUCACAUGUCGUACAAAUCCUCAUAAAACAACUCUGAAAGGACGUGUCACUGUUAUUGUGCCUGGAAAGGGAAGUGCGUUAGAACUAUUUAAAGGUAAUUUUACGUUACCCUCAUCUGCACAAUUUGAAUAUGUGGACAGAUGGUCAAGUCCUUACACUUGGGGAGGCAAUGAUCCUCCUGGUGAAGGGGCAGCAGUCCACAUUCAAGCUGGUCAGACAGUUCUCCUUGACACUUCACCCGUGGGAGUUCUCAGUUUGCUUGUACUUCAUGGAAAUCUCAUAUUUGAUGACAACCAAGACAUUCAUUUGCAAGCUAAAUAUAUCUUCAUUAAUGGAGGCACUUUGCAAAUUGGAACAGAGCAAGACCCAUUUAUGCAUCGUGCAGUCAUUACAUUGCAUGGUAACAUCAGGGACCCUGAAAUUCCUAUCUACGGUGCCAAGGUCUUGGGAUUACGUCGAGGAUCACUAGAAAUGCAUGGCCGACCAAGAGCAAUCACAUGGACUCGGCUGGCACAGACAGUUCACAAAAGAGAACAUAUUCUGGAGCUUGUGGAACCUGUUGAUUGGGAGGAAGAUGAUGUUAUUGUCAUUGCUUCCACAAGCAAGGAUGGAAAUGAAACAGAAACAGCAAGCAUCAGUUCCAUAGACAACGGUGGUUAUAGGAUUGUUCUACAUAAUCCUGUCAACUACACUCACUACGGAAUAACUGAUGUGCUUGAAGAUGGGCAAUUCAUUGAUAUUAGGGCUGAAGUUGGAUUGCUUUCUCAUAAUGUCAUAGUUCAAGGAUCUCAGUAUAUUGGUGAUCACUUGGAUGAAUUAGGAGCUGACCAAUAUGGCUCUCAAAUUAUGAUCCAUCGUGCAGGAGCUGAUCCAACACCAAUUAGACUGGAGAAUGUGGAAGUUCGACAUGCAGGACAAGCUUUCCGUCUUGGUCGUUAUGCUGUUCACUUCCAUUUGAGUGACAAAAUGAAUGGAUCAUAUGUGCGUCACUGUUCUAUUCAUCACUCACACAACAGAGCCAUUACUGCACAUGGAGUUCACGAAAUGCUGUUUGAAGGAGUGGUGGCUUAUGACAUCAAGGGACAUACGUUUUUUAUUGAGGAUGGCAUUGAGACUGGAAAUCAUUACAUCAGAAACCUUGGCCUUGUGACUCGAGGCUCAUCGAGUCUGCUCAACACAGAUCAGUUGCCUGCAACGUUCUGGAUAACUAAUCCAAACAACACAUUUAUUGGAAAUGCAGCUGCUGGAUCAAGAGCUUAUGGUUUCUGGUAUGACUUGGAUCCAAAUCCAUCUGGACCAUCAUUUACAAGAAGUGUUUGCCCUAAUCAAACACCUUUGGGAGAAUUCCGAGACAAUGUUGCUCACACUAAUGCUGAGUUUGGUUUUCGAAUUUGGGAGAAAUAUAUACCUAAGGAGCAUGGUUGCUCUGGUGAUGAUGUUCCAGCCAAUUUUUACAACUUAUUGACAUAUGCAAAUGGUAUUCAUGGUGUUGAACUGUCUGUUGUUGGCCAUGUGAGGCUCAUUGGAUUUAAAGUGGCUGACAAUAGAGACAAUGGUAUUGAGAUAUUGGAAGCUCAUGGUUCAUGGGGAGGCCCAAUGAUAAAGGAGGCUUUGAUCAUAUCUCACACUGUCGCUAAUCAAGGGAAACCUCAGACUGGAGGAAUAAAGACUCCCAAUAAACGACGUCUCACCAUUUCUAACGUGACAUUUUCUCGUUUUGACAAUCCAUCCCUCAGCUGCCUUCGAGCUUGUUCACAUUGCAAAGUUCGUCAAGGAGGGUUUCAGUAUUGGUUUGAAAAGAUCAAAUACCUUGGGAAUUCAAGUUUCCACAAAACAGCUUUUCGAUGGGAACAUGAGGUUUUGUUUAAGGAUCUAGAUGGUACACUGGCUGGUGUUCCUGGAGGUUGGGUUACACCCUCCAAUGGACUCCUGCCGCAUGAUCACUGUGACCAACGGCCUGAGUACAGUCUGAACCCUAGUGUUCCUGGUUCUGUGUGCACACCUUCGGUGCAAAUACUCCGUCUUGCUUGGAAUAAUGUGCAGCCAUUGGCUACGUUUAGAGGUCGAGAUGUUGUAAUCUCUAACAGGCAUGGAUAUACUCAAAUUCCCUGGCGCCAUUAUCGACUAACACAUAUGGAUGGAUACAUGCUAACAUUGCCUAGUCAUCUUGUCCACAACUUGACUUAUGAACUGCCUGCAACACAUGAUGUUGAUAAUACUGCAUUCUCUGCUGGUCUCUACAAUGUGCCAGUCAAUGAAUCAGUAAUCAUUUCAUCACUUUAUGAUACAGCUCCUGAUCACUUCCGUGUUGGAUUCAACAGAAUAGACAUAGGAAGGCCACUUAUGUUCACAGAUCCACACACGUCAUGGCACUUUAACAACAGAAGUCUUGAACUUCAGUACAUAUUGAGCACAAGAAGCAAGAGUGCAGAAUUGUCUGAUCUUAUAUACUCUUUCUCAAAAGAACCCUGCCCUGUUGAUGGUUGCCCAGUUCCAGUCAUUGAUGACAGUGGUUACGAAACAAACUGGAGGCGAUGGAGUAAUCCAUUAGAUUGGCCUAAUGAACGCGUGCCACUAUCAGGAUCUAAUGUAACCAUUCUAAGUUCAUGGAAGAUGUAUCUAGAUGUGGCUGAGGUGAAUGUUGAAAAGUUGGAGAUCCAAGGAAAGUUGAAGUUUGAAGACAAAAAAGAUGUUGUCUUGAAUGCAACAUGGAUUGUGAUUAUUGGAAUACGUGCAAGACUGGAGGUUGGUUUGGAGAGUAGCCGUUUCACUCAUCAAGCUACAAUUAAUCUAAAAGGCAAUCGUAGGACCCCCGACUAUGUCUUAUCUCGUAGCAUGAUUGUAGGUUCGAAGGCUAUUGGUGUCUUUGGAGAGCUGCAUCUAUUUGGUAGUCAACGUCGCUUGAUGUGGACCCAUUUGAGCGAGUCAGCUUUGACUGGGCAGAAAUAUGUGCGCUUGGAAUCAUCCACGGGCACGGACUGGCGUAGUGGCGAUGAGAUUGUGAUAGCUCCCUCUGGCUACAUCCCAUCUGAGGCAGAAAUCAGGACAAUUUCUGCUGUGUCUGGGAAUAAGGUCGAAUUUGAAGAGCCUUUGCUGUAUGAUCAUGAAGUUGACCCAUUUUUAACUGGAAAUGAAAUGGGCACAGGCAAUGAACAAUCUAGGUGGUGGCAUGCAGAAGGAGGAGUGCGAGUUUCUCCAGCAGUUGGAAUUCUUUCACAUAAUGUAAAGAUUAUUGGAACUGAGGACAUCUAUGACUCAAUAUCAGUACAUGAGUUUGGCUGUCGAGUGUUGGUGGGCUAUGUACGUCGUGGCCGAUCAACAUAUGUGGGGAAAGCGUUUAUAGAUAGUGUUCAAUUCAAACAUUGUGGCCAAGGUGGAUUUUUCAGUACAAGGGAUCCUCGAUAUGUUGUGGCAUUUAAAAGCGGUGGUUAUGAGGCAGCAGGAUCAUUUGUCAGACGAAGUUCAGUGCACACUGGAUUCAAUACUGCAUUUGGACUUUUGGCUAGCAAUGGCAUCGAAUUGUCUGACAAUGUUGUCUACCGCUCGGUUGACUCCAUGUUCAGGCUUAUUUCUAUUGGUGGCAUUGUGGAGCGUAAUCUCGGUGUACUGACAAGAAGCAUUCAAGUUGCACGACCAGGAGACAAUCAUGCUGUGGACUUUCCAGCUACUUUUGAAAUUAGUGGUUCCAAUCAUAUUGUAAAAGACAAUGUUGCUGCAGGCUCUGAACGAGUAGGAUUCUAUUACCCAGGAGAGAGCUGUAUCAAUGAUGUAGCACCAGACAGCAAUACUGCUAAGUUUUGGGGCAACUCAGCUGUGUCUGGAAUGAUGGGGCUCGUGGUGAUGGGUUUAAGACAAUCAUGUUCUGCUGUAGGUGGAUUUAUGGCCGCUAGGCAGUGGGAAUACGGAAUUUUCUCAUCAAUUGCCAGUAGUUUGGCAGUUCGUCAAGUUGCAGUUGCUGUUGGCCACACAGGGUUGUGCUUGAACCUCUUUGGUCCUGAUCCAGUAAAGCAUCUGGUCAGUUACAAAUGGAUAAAGGUGGAAGACUCUUUAGUUGUUGGCUCCACUAAAAUGGAACCAUGUUUCUCAUCAACUCCGAGUCAUUGCCCUAGUAUUUGCGCUACUGCUAUGGCACCUAAGCUUGGGAUAAUGAUGGCAAGUUUCGCCAAGAGACAAAGCAAAAUGGAUGGAACUGGCCCUUGGCACAGAGUGAAGAGCUAUCCAGCUGUUGCUGGUCAAGUGAAUGUGUCUUCUGUAACAUUUGCUCGUUUUAAGACCUAUGAGCGAUGUACACACAGCAGCUAUGUUAUUGGCAACAACCAGUUGUCUCCAGAUGCUAUGCAUCCAAAUUACUUUAGAGACAGUGGACUCAUUGAAGUUGAACCAUCAAAUGUAGCCCAUCUGUGGCCACCCAAUCCAGCAUGGAUAGUACAAGAGGAUUGUGUUGAUAUGGAUUGUGAUGGUCCAAAGCAUUCUUUGAUCAAUGAUAUUGAUGGUCGGCUGGUGGGAACAUCUGGAACACGUGGUUCUAUCAUCCCACAAGCAGAGAUUCGAUUUGACAUAACACGCCUUCCUGAGGCAAUGAGGUACUCUGUUGAUGAUCCAACUACUAGGUUGAAAGCUGAGGAUAUUGUUGAACAUCGUGGAAUUGCAAGAGGAAGUGAUGGAACAUUUGAUGGAAACAGUCCUGGCUGUGAGUGGAUGUCCAGUUGGAAUGCUUACAAAUGCUCUGGUCUUAAUCACCAGAUGUUGAUCAUCGAAAGCAUGGAUGCCGAUUCAGAGGUUCGUCGAGUAUCACCUAUUGCUUUACAUGGAGGUGAUACAGGAUCUGGCAAGUAUACAGAUCUCAUGAAUGGACCUAUGGACCAUGGUUGGUGCACUUACUAUACUUGUUUGAAACGUUUAUCAACUUUUUUCAGCAUUGUUGCUGUGGGAACUGACUAUCAGCUGUGGUUCACAGGUUCUAAUCCUGGCCAUUUGCGCUUUCAUUUGCUAAACACAUAUGGUGGACCAAGUGAUACUCCUGGUGAAGGAGUUCGAAUUUCUAUUUGGUACAAAAAUCCUCAGAGAAAAGAUGUGUACAAGGAUGGAGUAUACUUAGAACCAUCAAAUUCUGAGCUUCAAAAGGGCGGUGGAGUGAAGAAACAGAGUGGUGAUCAGUAUAUUCCUGAAUUGAGCAGUAGCCAUAGUGGUGCCAAUUACUUCAGUAGACGAUCACAAAUACUUCAUUUGGUUGUCAAAGGUAGCAAGCCCAUAGAAGUGACCACACCGCCUGUUGUACAAGUUUCGUUUGAUCUGGCUGUGGGCAUUGACGAUUUCUUUGAUCCUGUAUCAAUUGUUCGCAAUCUGGCAUUUGUCCUAAGAAUUCCGGAGAGCUUGAUUACAAUAGUAGAUGUAAUUGCUGAAGACACACAGUCUACUGCUGGAAAACGCAAGCGUGGUUUACUAGCUGCAACUGAAGCACCAACUCAGUCUCUUGCACUUGUGAUAGAGAUAGGUGAUCCACCAGCUAAGAAUAUCAGUCAACCAGAGACACAGAGUGUUGAGGAGCAAGUUGAAGAGGAAGGUGGAGUGUCACCGUUGCCUGUUAAUGAUGAUGGAACGGAAAAUGAAACUCUUGUUACUGAUGCUCCACCUCCUGCUGCAGCUUUAAAUAUCACUGCUGAUGGUGACGACGUUCCUAACAAUGAGGAGUUAGCAAAUCAAUAUCUAGCAGAUUCACAGCAGUUUUCGGACAACCAAAAAGCUUAUGCUGAAGCCGUUGAAAAAACAAAUUACUUGAAUGGACUUGCAAACAUGCUGGUGGAACAGGUACAAACUGGGCAAUUGAAACUUGACAAUGCAUCUGUUACCGGAAUGUCAGUAGCUGCUGUGCCUCCUCCACCCAAGCCAGUUGAGCCUGUCGUUCCUCCAGGCUUUGAGAACUUAACAUCUAGCACAGGAGAAAAAAUCUACACUGCUAUAGAUGCUCCCACAUCUCCUCCGCUUGUAAUUGACAGCUCAAUAGAGAAUAAUGACACUGAUGUGGUCUUCCAGAUACCUGCCAGGGCUACAGUGUCCAGACAACCACUUCCAGUGAGUGGCCAUCUUGUAUUUGUCUCAGUUGUGGUAGAAGAUGCGAACAGGAAGCCAGUGGAGAAUUUGGGGUUGACUCAAACGUGGCAAUGCACAGUAUCUUUGAUCUAUGACGGUUUGCAAGACAACAGGACCAUAUUGGAAGGUGAAACAACAGUACAUUUUAGACAUGGUGGAUAUGCACACUUCACUCAUCUCCGUGUGAAUCAAGCUGCAGACAACCUCUUUCUCCAAUUUUUUAUCUCACCGGCCAAUUAUUCUGUCCGUACUGCUAACCCUUUCUCUGUUGUUUCCCCCACUGCUGCAACAACAGAACACAAGAAAGUGCAGUUUGCAAUUCAGGGCAACUAUGAGAAUAUUGUGUUGUCAGGUGCUAAUGGCAAAGACGGUUUCUUACAAGAACUGAAGAAUAGACUUGGAGAGACUUUAAACAUUGAUAUUUCACGAAUAGCGGACAUGGAUGUAUUUGCUGGGAGCAUCGUUUGUGUUAUGACAAUCUUGGAAAGAGCCAAAUCAGAUCCACCUGGUACACCAAGUCUUGCUGCUACUGUGGACUACUUGCAAAGUCUUGUAGAAACAGGCUUGUUUACAAUGACUUAUGAAUCAGAACAAUUGACUGCUAUAAGGACUUCCUUUCAAGUGAAAAGUGACAGUGAUGAUGAUGAUGAUAACGAUGAUAAAUCUAGUGGCUUGGCAUGGUGGAUUAUUGCAGUUGCGGCGACAGGUGCCGUUCUAUUUCUACUGUUACUUCUGCUGUUAUGGCUGAAGGUUUUCCGAAGUGCUACAAUGAGGAUAGGCACUGCUGAUCGAUGGGCACAGGCUCCAAAGAGGCGUCAACUUGUAGCUGUUGCACAGGCUGACGAGAGAGAAAACCUAUAUGUAGAACCGUAUAAUCAACAUUUGGAAAUGGUGACAUUUUACGAUAGGAAUGAAGAACUCAUAACUAAAACUAAACCAAGUAGCCUUGAAGAACCUCGUUGGGCAACACCGGUUGAUUCCAUUACUGAUCGUGAUCGAGGUCUAACACCUGUUGGUAGCACUACAGGCUUAUUGCCUGAAUCUCAACACUCUCGUAGUGUAAGUCCAACUUAUUCCAACAAAACAUCGACAAGCUCUCUUCGAAAUCCUACUCGAACCUCACUUGAACAUACUCGUCAAGUAGUUGUCUCACCUACGCCAUCUCUCUUAAAUCCAAAAUUUGGUACACAGAAUGAAGGACAGAUAUCAUACACAAAUGAUGCUGGAGCAACAGAGAUUGUGGUACUUCCUGGCAGUACAAAACAAUCGAAGCAAAAUUCAGUUGUAGUUAUGCAUCCAGGCUCUGGAGAUGAUACAGGUAAAACUCACUGGAAGUAUUGAUCAAAGAAAGAUAUUGCUGUGCUGGAGCACUAUAGCAUCAUUGGGAGUUAAUAGUGUAGUAGAGAACUUUAUUGUGUGAAUUAUGCAUCUGAAUGAUUAUUGAUGUUAUUCUUACCAUUGGACUAGCAUAUCUAUUGAUAGUGGUGUCUGUGUGUUGUUUGUAGCAUGUAUGUAGGAAUGCAGUAAACUAUGAUGCUGAACUUCA